This is a messenger RNA of Bicyclus anynana (squinting bush brown), 4803 nucleotides long. Its product is annotated as histone-lysine N-methyltransferase Su(var)3-9. The record is from RefSeq and is a predicted model, not a curated record. Gene Ontology annotation, molecular function: zinc ion binding; histone H3K9 methyltransferase activity; protein binding. NCBI's taxonomy places the organism in Eukaryota, Metazoa, Arthropoda, Insecta, Lepidoptera, Nymphalidae. Gene Ontology annotation, cellular component: nucleus.
GAAGUGUUAUCUGGACAGGCAACUAUAAACAUUGGGACCAUUGGUCAUGUAGCUAAUGGAGAGUCUACACUUGUAAAAACUAUUUCAGGAGUGCAGACUCAUAGAUCUAAGAAUGAGAUGGAUCGCUAUAUUACCAUUAAAUUGGAGCCCCUAAAGGACUCAGUCCUAGGAGCAUACAACCAAAGAGCAGACGAAAAAGCUGAAAGUAUAUUCUUAGAAGCAAUUAAAGAGUCCAAAAAAAGCACUUUGCUUUCUUCUUCGCCUACCACUCUAGAGACGCCACCAAACGAAAAAAAAAGAAGACAAGAACCAGGAGAGUAUGUUGUAGAGAAAAUUGUAGAUUUUAAAUUCCAGCUUGGUAGAGAAAUGUUUUGUAUCAAAUGGAAAGGCUUUCAUGAUAGUCAAAAUACGUGGGAACCAAUUGACAAUCUUGAUAACUGCCCUGAUAUAAUAAAUGAGUUUAUAAGAAAUGAGGAGCUCAAGCACUUUGAGAAAAUAGAGGAACUCAAGAAAGAAAUUUCAUACGAUAAUUUGCUGACUGAAAAAAAUCUUGUUAGUAGAAUUGCUGAGGUUGCUGAAGUUGAUCUACCAAAUUUGAAAACAAGCCUAUACAUCAAGUUGUUAUCAAUGAUACAGUUGACAGAAAGUGAACUUCAUGCAUCUGAUCUACUUCAGAGUGCGAGGAAUUUGCUUCAAUUGUAUGUCACAACUAGAAAAAGAUGUCGUCAACUGAUGGAACUCAAAAAAUGGGAAGAAGAUAUAAACCUAGCUGAUAUAUACAAAAAACUGAGUGUGGAAAAUGAAUUUGACCUUACUGGUCCACCGCAAAAUUUUACUUACAUAAACGAGUCCAUAGCUGGUGCUGGUGUGACCAUUCCAAAAGAUCCACCUAUUGGGUGCAAAUGUAGAACUUGCAAUUGUCGAUCAAAAUCUUGUUGUGGUAUGCAAGCAGAACGAUUUGGAUACACUGGGCUAAACAGAAUCCGCGUAACCUCAGGAAUGCCAGUAUAUGAGUGUAACAAAGCAUGUAAAUGUUCAUCCGCAUGCAACAAUCGUGUAGUUCAGAGAGGCAGAGAAGUAAAACUCACCAUAUAUAGAACGCAAAAUGAUUGUGGAUGGGGUGUCAGGGCAGAGCAGGAUAUCAAGCAGGGACAAUUCAUAUGCCAGUAUGUAGGUGAAGUUAUUACAAUGGAGGAAUCGGAAAGACGUGGACAAGAAUAUGAUGCAAGUGGAUUGACAUAUUUGUUUGAUCUCGAUUUUAAUUCGUGCGACAGUAUAUACACAAUUGAUGCUUUCAAUUUUGGAAAUGUAGCACACUUUAUAAACCACUCGUGUGAUCCCAAUACAGGAGUGUGGGCAGUAUGGGCUGAUUGUCUAGAUCCAAAUUUACCAAUGCUGGCUUUAUUUGCCAAAAGGGAUAUUCAAGCAGGGGAACAAAUAUGUUUUGAUUAUUUACAAAAAAACACAAAUAACGACGAAGUUCGCGAGAGCUCUUUGAGUUCACAGGGUACUUCUCGCCCCAUAUGUAAAUGUGGAGCAGCUGCAUGUCGGAAGUAUUUGUUCUAUUAGUAAAGUUAAGUAAAUGUGAAGAAAUUGCAUACUUCUACUCGCCAUGAUUUAACUGCAGAAAAUAUUUAUGAAAAUAAUCAAACCAAAUAAAUAAAUCAAGAAUAAAAAAUGUUAAAUGUGUAUAAAGAUAUUAUAGUUUAUAAUCAAACCAAAGACAGAAGUCCAACUUCAUAUAAAAAAGUUAUGAAGUUGAAGAAUGCGGAGACGUGCCAGUAAGGUAAUGACGCAUUUCCGUCAGGGAAAACCUUCAACAAGAUGACUGAUUUUAGCCCUCCGAAGACAUUGACGUCGAACGAUCUCAGUGUUAAGACUACAUACUUAUUUUAUAAACGUUUUCUAUAUCAUAAGAUAUAAUAUAAUGUAUAAUUAUUAAGCUAAUCGCAAAUACAACGCGCGCUGAACGCAUACUGAUAAAGUAACUGACGUAGAAUAAUAAGCUUUUUUGUAGUAUGUACUUGUAUAUUUUAUUUGUAUGUUAUAGUAAAGUGCUGUUAGGAUUUAAAAAUGGUAAAACCUCGGAAUCCAUAGCUAGUCAAUGAAUCUUUAUAUAAACUUGACUAGACUGGCCCUAGCCUUGACUAGAUUCCUAGGUGUAAACCUAACGGCACUCCACUAUUAUUAUUUGUGACAGUUCAUCAUCAUCAUCAUUAUCAGCCGAUGGACGUCCACAGUUCAUCAGCGAGUGUUAAGUAAACGCUUCGUGUCCUGUAAAGUGCUUACGACUCGUGCUGAAUUAUGCAAUUAAAACGACAGUAUUGAACCGUGUAGGUAACAUUGUAUUUAAUAAGUUCUUCACUCAUAUCGCCAUUAUGGCAUUAGAAAUAUAUACCCUCAUCUGUCAUUCAUUAGUGCUGUAAUAGUACAUUAUGAUAUAAGUGCGGUAAGUUAAAAAUUACAGCCGAGGCGAUAUUGCAGCUCGAGCCAAAGGCGAGAGCUAUAGCACAGUAUAACCAGUAGUAGGACUUCAUACUAGAGGUCGAAACGCGAGCUAUACCUACGCACCUCGAACGUGGGGUGAUCGUAGGGUGAAGACAGUCGCGACUGUGCCGCGGUGACGAACGCACGGUGUAUUGGAUUUUUAAUUAUGACGACUAGGAAAAAAAGCCUCGCAACUGGUGGGCUAUUAUUUUUAUAAAGUUUGAUCAAUAUUUUGUAUUCUAAAGGCAUAAUUUAAAAAAAUAUAUAUAUAAAUAAAUGCUUAAAUAAUAAAAUUGUGUAAAUAGGUAAAUGACGAAAACGGUAAUAUAAUAUAAUUAAAUAAUUAUUUAUUAACUUCUUCAUUUAGGUUGUUUUCUUUGAUUAUUAUGUAAUACAUAGAUUUAAAUCUUAUGACAUGUAUGUUUUGUAUACCUAUAUUUUAAUGUCAUAAAAAAGUUAAGUAAAGAAGUUGUUUGAAUUUAACAACAUCAUUGUGUUGCUCAUACUUUAAUGUAUUUGAAUAAAAAGAGAUAAAAAGAUCCGGCUGAUAUUAAUAUACCUAUCCAGAUUUUUUUAGUAAACUAGCGAACCCGGUCAAUCUCAAUUUUUUUUGUGGGUCCUUCCCUACAAGCCAAGUCUGGAUCAAUUUUUUAUCGUUUAUUCUAUUGUGUGUGCUAUUACAUAACGGAUUAAAGUGCUAACAUAAUCUACGGAACCCUACACUGCGCGUGGCCCGACACGCACUUGACCGGUUUUUAUUAUUUGGUCACCUUGGAUCACUAGAUGGCUUCAAAAUAAAUAUAUGAAGGUCCUUCAAGAUCAUUGAUCAGUAUCAGCCUUAUUUAAAUUUACCAAUCAAAAAACAACACGCAUUUUAUUGAUCACUUCCUAUUUUACUACAAUUUACAAAGUAUUUUAUUUGUUUAUUUAAAAAAAGUAUAUUUACAAUCACAAAACUAAAUGGAAACACAAAGCUGGCAAAUGUAAUUAAAAUGCUGCAGGCGGGCAGCCCUAUCACAUGUUUACGUACCGCGCGGCUGUAGGUAUUUAUUUCAAAAAUACGGCCAAGUUAUUAUACUGCUUGUUAUAUCUACUGUGGCUAUAGUAAGGAAGCAGAGGCUGUAAUUAACAAAGCGCGCGUAUGUCAUACUGCGAUUUUUAACACAUUUGCGAGGAAACACACUUUCUGAAAACGAAUUUGCAUCUUUGCCUAGUUUUCCUUAUGAUGACAUUUUGAUACGCUUGGCAUUUUUGCACAGAUAAUGAAGGGCGCACACUAGCGUUUGUUUUUUUUUUGACAAAUGCACCAAAAUUACAGUGACAUAUUGCCACAGAUAACACAAUUAUGCAACUUGAAUUCCAUCUGAAACUGAUGCAUUGGCAUGACUCGUAGAUAGUGGGUUUCCUAUAUAAAACCUUAUAUAUCUUAAUAAACUAUUAUUUUUGUACGAACUCAACAUUUUGGCAUAUUGAACCGUAUGAAGUAAAGGUAGUUACUGUAAACUGAUGAGGAGUAAACCUUAACUAUCCUUCAUGUUUGUCACCAGACCCCUAAUGACAGGAAAGUUAUAACCCAUCUAGGUGGAAAGUUCUCAUCAAUACAAAUUAAUUAAACCCAAACACAAGAUGUAAAUCAUUGAGGAGUUCCCUCGUCUGUGUUUUGACUCUUAUCAUCAGAUCGAUUCCACACUUCCAUUAAAUUGUCCUUUAACUAAAUAACGAGGUCGCUAAUGAUAGUCGCAACCCAUCUAGGUGGAAGGAUUUCAUCAAUAAAAAUUAAUCAAGCCCAAACACAAAGCAGCUACUGUAAUCCGAUUAUGGAGUUCCCUUAAACUGUCCUUUGUCUUUGUCUUUGUCACCAGACCGCUAAUGAUAGGAAAGUCACAACCCAUCUAGGUAGAAAGUUCUCAUCAAUUUAUUUAUUUAUUUAUUGUACAAAAGUGUUACAGUUAAUAAUAUGUAUCUUAAGCUAAAUCUUUACUAAUAUUAAUAAAGAUGAAUGUUUACAUGUACAAAUUACAUAUACAAAUUAUAUUUAACAGUAAAAUAGCUAAAUAGUAAGUACAUUUUUUAUUGCAAUAUAAAGAUGUGUGAAGCCUUUGAAUUAUUUGUAUGUAUGUGUAUUACUAAUACUAUGGUUAUUUUUGUUUUACGCCACCUGCUGAUGUCCUUAAGUUUUCCUAAACCGAAGGUUGCCUGGAAGAAAUCGCUACUUAGCGAUAAGGCCGCCUUUUGUAUGCUGAUCUCUUCUUAAUUUGUUUUUUAUUUCACUUGUUUUUGUCUUUGUGGUGUGCAAAUAAAGUAUAUUUAUCUUUA